CGUACAUGUGCAGCCAACUUCACGUCUUUUCUCUUUCUUGUCGUCUUCGUUGUCAAAAUGGCAAACCGCGGUGGUCGUCAUGCUCGUACCGAGGAUUCGGAUAAUACCAUCAAUUAUGUACAAUGCGACGGUUUGGCCGUCAUGAAGAUGGUGAAGCACUGCCAUGAGGAAUCUAGCAACAUGGACUUGGCCCAGGGCGCCCUGCUCGGCCUGGUCGUUGACAAGUGCCUGGAGAUUACCAACUGCUUCCCAUUCCCCAAGAGCGGAGACGAGAACAUGGACGAGGAGAUGUACCAGCUUACGGUGAUGCGUCGUCUGCGUCGCGUCAAUGUCGAUCACUUGCAUGUGGGCUGGUAUCAGAGCUCCGAUGUGGGCAACAGCCUGUCGAUGGCACUGCUGGAAUCCCAAUAUCACUAUCAGACCAGCAUCGAGGAGUCUGUGGUCGUUGUCUACGACACCCAGAAAUCAUCUCGUGGCUUCUUGUGCCUAAAGGCCUAUCGCCUCACACCGCAGGCCAUACAGAUGUACAAGGAUGGCGACUUUACGCCUGAGGCAUUCCGCACCUUGAAAGUGGGCUAUGAGAGUCUUUUUGCCGAGAUUCCCAUUGUCAUCAAGAACUCACCGCUCACGAACAUUAUGAUGAGCGAACUGAACGAACUGUUGCCCGAGGAUAAGGGUCACAACUUCCUGGAUUUGGGUACUGCAUCCGUGUUGGAGAAUCAUAUGCGUAGCCUCAUUGAACGUGUGGAUGAACUCUACCAGGAAGCCGUGCGCUACAAUAAGUAUCAGCAGGUGGUUUUCAAGCAGGACACGGAAAAACACCGUGCUCUGGCCAAGUUGGCCGCGGAGAAUGCUGUGCGCACCUCGAAGGGCGAGCCAACGGUGCCCGAAGAGGAGGUCAUCAAGCAGUUCCGUCCCAUGCCGGUGCCGGCCAGGUUAACGGCCACCAUUACUUCGGGUCAAAUCAAUACGCAUGCCCAGCAUAUUGCACAAUUCUGUUCGCAAUCGCUGGCUAAACUUUUCAUUACGGAAUCACUGCAGAACGCCAAGGAAACUAAGGAGAUCAAGUAAUUUAGUUGUAUGUUAAAGAAACCAAUUGAGUAACAAAUAAAGUAACCCCAACUUUGUAGCUGUGUGUAAACUGCACACAAUGUACCACACAGCUGAACGAAA
Molecule: messenger RNA, 1173 nt
Organism: Drosophila nasuta
Lineage: Eukaryota; Metazoa; Arthropoda; Insecta; Diptera; Drosophilidae
Gene: eIF3h
Product: eukaryotic translation initiation factor 3 subunit h
Exons: 3
Coding region: 58-1071 (337 amino acids)
Cellular component (GO): cytoplasm; eukaryotic translation initiation factor 3 complex
Molecular function (GO): metallopeptidase activity; translation initiation factor activity; protein binding
Source: RefSeq, a predicted model, not a curated record